AUGGACGACAUAAUAAACCGACUCAAAAACAAAGACAAGGUUGUUCAGCAAAAGGCAGCCUUGGAACUUCGACUACUGGUCGAAGGACAACCUAAUUUAUUAAAUGAAGCUAAUAAACGAAUAUUUGAAAUGAUGCAAGGAGAUACACCUGACAAGAUUGGUGGUAUUAUUGCUAUUGAUUCGUUGAUUAAUAAUAAUAUUGAAACGACAACUCUUUCUCGUUUUACAAAUUACUUGAAAAUGGUUCUACCAAGUGGAGAUCAACAAAUAAUGAUUUUAGCAUCUAAAGCACUAGGCAAGCUAGCAGCUCCCAGCGGUGCUGUAACAGCUAUAUUUGUGGCGAGAGAAGUAAAUACAGCUUUAGAAUAUUUGUCGGGUGACCGACAUGAAUAUCGUCGUUAUGCUGCCGCGCUUGUAUUACGAGAAUUAGCGCAAAAUGCACCAACUUUAAUAUAUACUUAUGUAUCAGUAAUUUUGGAUAAUAUAUGGGUUGGAUUGCGGGACCAAAAACAAAUAAUUCGAGAUGCUUCUGCAGAGACUUUAAGUGCAUGUUUAAAAAUCGUUUAUGAACGUGAGAGUACAGCGAGAACUCAAUGGUAUACAAAAAUAUAUGAAGAAGCAUCAAAAAAUUUAAAGUCUAGUAAUGCCGAUCAAAUACACGGGGCAUUGUUAGCAUAUCGAGAACUAUUACAUCAUGCAAAGACGUUUAUGAGUGAAAGAUAUAAGAUUGUAUGCGAAACUGUGCUACGCUAUAAAGAUUAUCGUGACAAUCUUAUUCGGAAAACUGUGAUUGCUUUAAUACCAGUUCUUGCAGAAUUUAACAGCGAAGAAUUUGUCAGUACAUAUGUUCAUAAAUGCAUGUUACAUUUGUUAGGACAACUCAAAAAGGAUAGAGACAGAUCUAUAUCAUUUAUUGCUAUAGGAAAAGUAGCUAUUGCUGUAGGUAGUAACAUGGGGCCUUAUUUAGAUUCUAUAUUAAGUAGUAUUAAGGAAGGUCUUACACCUAAAGCACGCAGCCGUUCCGGUAAUGAAGCUCCCUUGUUUCAAUGUAUUGGAAUGUUAGCACGUGCUGUUGGUCAAGCGCUUACCAAGCAUAUGCAUGAACUAAUGGAUUUGAUGUUUGCAUGCGGACUAAGUGAACCAUUACAGCAAGCUUUAAUGGACUUGGCCAUAUAUAUUCCUCCCUUAUUACCGAAUAUACAAGAACGUCUUUUGAAUAUGUUGUCUAUGACCCUUAGCGGGCAGCCAUUUCGUGCCCCGGGCUCACCUGCAUCAGAGGGUCCGGACUUGAGACGUCAUCUUAAGACUGAUAUGUCAGAAAUGAAAGAUGUAGAGACAGUGACAUUGGCUCUUAAAACACUUGGUAGCUUCAAUUUUGAAGGCCAUAUAUUGAAUGUAUUUGUAAGAGAUUGUGUAGUUCGAUAUCUUGAGCAAGAUAACCCGGAAGUACGAGAAGCGGCUGCAUUAACUUGCUGUCAAUUAUUUGCCCGAGAUCCAAUACUAGAUCAAACUAGCAAUCACGCUAUCUUAGUAGUUAAUGAAGUAUUGGAAAAACUUCUAACAGUUGGUGUUGCGGAUCCCGACCCAAAUAUUAGAGAAACCGUGUUGAAAAAUCUUACAGAGAGAUUUGAUAAACACUUGGCGCAAGCUGAAAAUAUUCGAUCAUUGUUUCUUGCCUUAAAUGAUGAAGUCUUUACUAUUCGAGAGAUCACUAUUACAAUUAUAGGCCGUCUCGCUUCUCAUAAUCCGGCGUAUGUAAUGCCAUCAUUACGUAAAACGCUCAUCCAGCUUCUUACGGAAUUGGAAUAUUCUAGCAUGAGUCUUUUAGUAUCAGCUUCACAAAAGUUAAUAAAACCUUAUGUAGAGUCGAUAUUAAAAGCUCUUUUGCCAAAAUCUCGUGAUCCAAGCCCUGCAGUAGCAUCGAGUGUAUUAGCUGCACUUGGUGAAUUGGCUCGUGUUGGUGGUGAAGAUUUAACACCAUACUUGGAUAGCUUGAUGCCAUUGAUCAUUGAUGCACUUCAAGACCAAAGCUCAACAGUAAAACGUGAUGCUGCGCUUAAAACAUUGGGACAACUUACAAGCAAUACUGGUUUUGUAAUUGAGCCAUAUCAGAAAUACCCUCAAUUACUUUCUAUUUUGAUUAAUAUUUUAAAGACUGAGCAGUCGACUUCUAUUCGACGUGAAACGGUGAAAUUAAUAGGAAUUCUCGGUGCAUUAGAUCCUUAUCGUCAUAAGAUCACAAUUGGCUCAUCCGAAGAUUCUUUAUCGGAUCCAAAAGCUACAAAUACAGAUGUACUUUUAAUGAUGGGUUUAGGACCUUCUUCAGAGGAUUAUUAUCCAACUGUCGUUAUUAAUGCAUUAAUGAAAAUUCUUCGAGAUGCUUCAUUGAAUGCGCAUCACACCGCUGUUAUUGAGGCUGUCAUGUAUAUUUUUAAGACGUUAAGCCUGAAAUGCGUUCCUUUUUUACCACAGAUCACACCUGCAUUCUUAGGUGUAAUGCGUACGUGCCCUAGUGGUAUGCUCGAAUUUUAUUUCCAACAAUUGGGUAUACUAGUCUCUAUUGUUAAACAACACAUCAGGAAUUAUCUUUCUGAUAUUUUUACAUUGGUUGAGAGUUUUUGGAAUCCAAGUUCUACAAUUCAAAUUACAAUUAUUGAUCUUGUUGAACAAAUCGCUAUAUCUCUUGAUGGUGAAUUUAAGAAUCAUUUACCAGUAUUAUUGCCUAUAAUGUUACAAAUAUUUGAUCAGGACAGGAGCGAAAAACGUAACCCAACUCUUAAAGUGCUACAUGCUCUUGUAGUGUUUGGCACUAAUAUUGAGGAAUAUAUGCAUCUUGUUAUUCCUGUGGUUGUCAAGCUUUUUGAGAAAUCAGAUGUACCGCUUCAACUUCGCAAAUCAGCAGUUCAAACUAUUGGUCAAAUGUCUAAGAAGGUGAACUUUUCGGAUCAUGCAUCCAGAAUAAUCCACCCAUUAGCUCGUGUAUUGGCAAUGCCAUAUAUGGAUUUGAAGAUUGCUGCCAUGGACACACUUUGUGCUCUUGUCGUUCAACUUGGAUCGGAUUAUGCUAUAUUCAUUCCAAUGAUAAAUAAAGUUUUUCAAAAACAACGUAUUCAGCACCCUGAUUAUGAGAUGCUUGUUUCGAAACUCCUUAAAGGAGAACCAUUACCUGUAAGCGAAGAAAGGUCUAAUGAAUCAAGAACAGAAGAAACGCCUGCCGCAGAGACAAAUGCUAAAAAAUUACCAGUUAACCAACAGCAUUUGAAAAAUGCAUGGGAAUGCUCUCAAAGAUCUACGAAAGAUGAUUGGCAUGAAUGGAUACGCAGGUUAAGUGUAGAAUUGCUUAAAGAGUCCCCAUCACAUGCUCUUAGAGCAUGUGCUAGUUUGGCCGGUGUAUACCAUCAGCUCGCAAGAGAAUUAUUUAAUGCAGGAUUUAUAUCUUGCUGGUCUGAAUUAUAUUAUCAAUAUAAGGAUGAAUUAGUAAGUUCUUUAAUGUCUGCAUUGAGAGCACCAAAUAUUCCUGCGGAAAUUGUUUCGACCAUUUUAAAUUUAGCUGAAUUUAUGGAGCAUUAUGAUAAGCCAUUACCUAUUGAUAUAAGAACACUUGGUAAUCACGCUGAAAAUUGUCAUGCGUAUGCUAAGGCACUUCAUUACAAAGAAUUGGAAUUCAUAGGUGAAGCGUCCACAGAGACAAUUGAAAAGUUGAUUCAAAUUAACAAUCAGUUACAAUUACCAGAUGCCGCUAUAGGUAUACUUACACAUGCACAACAGAAUCCAAAUUUGCAAGAUUUACAAUUAAAAGAAAAUUGGUAUGAAAAGCUGAAUCGUUGGGAAGAUGCGUUGACAGCAUAUGAAAAACGUCGAACAGAUGAUCCAAAUGAUAAUGAAGCGACUCUCGGCGUGAUGCGUUGUUUACAUUCUUUGGGUGAUAUGGAUGGGCUUUCUGAACUUGUUCAAGAAAGAUGGCCUGAAGCGGAAACUGAAAUGCGCAAGUCAAUUGCUACCUAUGCAGCUGCUGGCGCAUGGUCCUUAGGCCAAUGGGGUUUAAUGGAGGAUUACAUUAAAAAUAUAAAAUCUGAUAAUUAUUACAGACCAUUCUAUCAAGCUAUUAUUGCUUUACAUAAGAAUCAAUAUUCCGAGGCUGUUCGUUAUAUCGAUGAAACUCGAGAUUUAUUAGAUACGGAAUUGACAGCUCUUGUUGGCGAGAGUUAUAAUAGAGCUUACAAGUAA
This is a messenger RNA of Funneliformis geosporum, 4227 nucleotides long. Lineage: Eukaryota; Fungi; Glomeromycota; Glomeromycetes; Glomerales; Glomeraceae. The record is from the annotation of a GenBank genome assembly.